AUGGUGUGGGUUUCCCCUGCAAUGGAUUGGUGGAAGGACAACUUCUGGCUCAUCUUAGCUGUGACCAUCAUCAUUGUUUCCAUGGGCCUUGGCCUCAUCCUGUUCUUUGUCUGUAGGAGGCAGCUUAGACAAGGCAAGGAAUGGAAAAUCACCAGAUCCUUAAGGCGAAACCAAAGAGAGGAGGAAACGAUGUAUGAGAAUGUUCUUAAUCAAGUGCCAGCUCAGUUACCUCCUCUGCCACUCAGGGACUUACCUUCUCCAGAACUUUCCUCUCCACGGGAAACCCCAGUUCAGCCACCAGUUACAUAUUCAUCGUUACACAAAGUUAGAAACACAAAGACAGCUUCCAUCCCAAGCAGCAUCGAGUAUGAAGAUGACUACGAUGAUGUUGAAAUACCUACAACUAUUGGAAAUCAUCAGUUUGAAACAACAAUUUCCUCUUUUUGUCAAGCGGAGAAGGGUUCGCGCAGUGUAUUUUGAAACAAUUAAGACUGGCUGAACUGCUCAGUCACAAAGUGAGCAACGGCAUCAGCAGAACCUUCAUCGUAGAGAAGACCCAAGCAGCUAACAGACGUCAGAAGACACCGGUGAUCCCUGGCCAGAGAGACGCAAAUCAAAACUACAAUGCAAUACCAUCUGAUCCUGGAUAAAAUGACACUGAUUAAAUAAAAAAAGACAUGUGCCAGCCUG
Molecule: messenger RNA, 690 nt
Organism: Echinops telfairi (small Madagascar hedgehog)
Lineage: Eukaryota; Metazoa; Chordata; Mammalia; Afrosoricida; Tenrecidae
Gene: SCIMP
Product: SLP adaptor and CSK interacting membrane protein
Exons: 5
Coding region: 1-480 (159 amino acids)
Cellular component (GO): membrane; tetraspanin-enriched microdomain; immunological synapse
Source: RefSeq, a predicted model, not a curated record